UUAUCUUUCAUUCAUCUACUCUUUACAUUGAAAAAAAAAAAAACUCUACUCCAUCCAACGAUGACUACCAUAGCUGCAUCUGGUCUCAGCGUGGCGACUCCACGAGUGGUCGUUGUACCGACGGUUCGUGUAUCAGCUCCGGUCCGGUUGAAUUACCCGUGGAAGUUGGGUUCGAUGAACAGGCUGGUUGUGGUUAAGGCGACAUCGGAAGGAGGGAUAUCGGACAAGGUGGAGAAGAGUAUACAAGAAGCCAAGGAGACAUGCGCUGAUGAUCCGGUGAGCGGAGAGUGUGUGGCGGCGUGGGACGAGGUGGAGGAGCUGAGUGCGGCGGCGAGUCAUGCUAGGGACAAGAAGAAAGCUGGUGGCUCCGAUCCUUUGGAAGAGUACUGCACUGACAAUCCUGAGACUGAUGAGUGCCGUACUUAUGAUAAUUAAAUAUAAUCUUUUAAUGCUCCGAUCGAUAUCUGAAAGUUUAGGUAUAUGGUCAGAUCUCGAUGUUUUUUGUUAUUGUUCUUGUUGUUGUUGUUGUCCCUUGUUUUGUUUUUGGUUUGGUUGAUGAUUGUAAUGUGAUAAUGAAAUAUCAGAAUAUGGAUAGUACAAUUACAAUACAUACCAUACAAGGAGUAUAUUUCUCUA
Messenger RNA from Camelina sativa (false flax), 636 nucleotides. RefSeq names its product calvin cycle protein CP12-1, chloroplastic. The record is from RefSeq and is a predicted model, not a curated record. Gene Ontology annotation, cellular component: chloroplast. NCBI's taxonomy places the organism in Eukaryota, Viridiplantae, Streptophyta, Magnoliopsida, Brassicales, Brassicaceae. Gene Ontology annotation, biological process: negative regulation of reductive pentose-phosphate cycle.